Molecule: messenger RNA, 2759 nt
Organism: Neocloeon triangulifer
Lineage: Eukaryota; Metazoa; Arthropoda; Insecta; Ephemeroptera; Baetidae
Exons: 12
Coding region: 182-2518 (778 amino acids)
Biological process (GO): cell differentiation; gamete generation
Cellular component (GO): P granule; nucleus
Molecular function (GO): RNA binding; RNA helicase activity; ATP binding
Source: RefSeq, a predicted model, not a curated record
UCUUGCUACGGGGCUUGCAAUACGAUCCACUGGAGUGCGCCAAUUCUCCGUCAAAUCCUGUCAAAAGUCGAAAAUUUCUGUCUCUGAUCUUCCAACUUGCAAAGCAGGACCCACGGACGCCCUGAAGCUGGCCAGAUUUUUCUCAAAUUUUGGACGAGACUUUAAAAAAAACUGACUCACAAUGGAUGAUGAUUGGGAUGAUGAACCCAGCCCUGGAUGGGGAGGAGCAAUUGCUCAAACAAAUCCAAGUGCCAGCGAGUCUAAUAGCUUCAGCGGAAAUUCUGGCUUCAGCCAAGGUGGUUUCAACAGAAGCAACGAUCAGGGCUCGCGCUUUGGUGGCAACAACGACAGGGGUGGCGCAUACAGCGGAGGCAACGACUUUGGAGGGGGCAAUCGAGGUGGAGGACGAGGUGGCGGUUAUGGAGGCCGUGGUGGCAGAGGCGGCUCUUUUGGCAACAACAAUGGUGGAGACCGCUUCGGUGACAACAAUUCCGGAGGCUUUGGAGGCGGCAGCAAAUUCGGAGACAGUGGAAGCUUUGGAGGCGGCUCGGAUGGUGGAAACAGAAGAGGUGGCUUCAGAAAUGAAAAUUCUGGAGGCCGUGGUGGUGGAGGCUUUGGCGGCGGAAAUGGAGGUGGCCGCUUUGGCAAUGACGAUAAUGGAGGUGGUGGCUUUGGAGGCGGAAGCAGAGGCGGCCGCUUUGGCAAUGAUGACAAUGGAGGUGGUGGCUUUGGAGGUGGAAACAGAGGCGGCCGCUUUGGUAAUGAUGACAACGGAGGUGGUGGCUUUGGAGGCCGAAACAGAGGCGGCCGUUUUGGCAAUGAUGACAACGGAGGCGGAAGCUUUGGAGGCGGAGGCUUCGGAGGUGGUAAUGGAGGCCGCUUUGGCAACGACAAUGGUGGCAAUGAUGACUUUGGAGGCCAAAGAAGGGGAGGCGGAGGAGACUUUAAUGGAGGCACCAGAGGAUUUGGAGGAGGAAGAGGUGGCAGAGGCGGCGGUGGACGCUUUAAUGAUGACGGAAAUGGAUUUGGAGGCAACAGUGAAGGAGGCCGCUUUGACAGAAAUGGCCAGGACGAUGGCGAGGGAGGGCCAAGGAAAGAGCCCUACAUUCCUCCUGAUGUUUCCACUGACGAAAAAGACCUGUUUGAAGGGUACUCAGCUGGAAUCAACUUUGACAAGUACGAGAAAAUCAAAGUUGAGGUUAAUGGAGACGGCUCGCCUCCUGCUAUUGAUGACUUCAAAACUUGUGAUCUGCGUGGUGUUUUGGUUGAAAACGUCCUUAAAGCCAAGUACACUAAGCCCACACCUGUCCAAAAAUAUGCCAUUCCAAUUAUCAAAAAUGGCCGAGACUUGAUGGCUUGUGCCCAAACUGGCUCAGGCAAAACUGCUGCAUUCCUGCUCCCUAUCAUGCACGUCUUGCUGGAAAGCAAGGAAUCUUUGUCUGUUUCUUCCACAGGGGCUGUGGAGCCAAAGUGUUUGAUCCUCUCGCCCACUCGCGAGCUUGCCAUGCAGAUCCACAAGGAGGCCCUAAAGUUUGCCUUCAACACCAUUCUCAAAGUGGGGCUCAUUUAUGGCGGCACCGGUUCCAACCACCAAAUGAGCAAAAUUGCUAGCGGCUGCCACAUUAUCGUCGCCACACCUGGUCGCCUUGGCGACUUCAUCAACCGUGGAAAGCUCUCUUAUGAGAAGAUCCAAUUCAUUGUUCUUGAUGAAGCUGACAGAAUGCUGGACAUGGGAUUCCAGAUGGAUAUCGAAAGAAUGAUGAACCACGAUGCUAUGCCUAAACCUGGAAGCAAGACCACGGUGAUGUUCUCUGCCACCUUCCCUAAUGAAAUCCAGCGCAUUGCCAGCAAAUACUUGAUCAACUACUUGUAUGUUGUGGUCGGCAUGGUUGGAGGUGCUUGCUCUGAUGUCACCCAAAGCUUCCUCCAAGUGCCUAAGUUUGACAAGAGAGAGAAAUUGGUGGAAAUGCUCAGAGCAGAAGAUCCAAACCACAAGGUUAUGGUCUUCACUGAAACCAAGAAGACUUGCGACUUUGUGGCUGCCUACCUGUGCGAAAUGCAGGUAUCUAGCACCAGCAUCCAUGGUGAUCGAGAGCAGCCUGAGCGAGAGAGUGCCCUGAGAGCCUUCCGUCAGGGCAAACACAGAGUCCUCGUUGCCACUAAUGUUGCAGCCAGAGGAAUUGACAUCGCCGGGGUGCACUUGGUGAUCAACUACGACCUUCCCAAGGAAGUCGAUGACUACGUCCAUCGCAUUGGACGAACUGGACGUGUGGGCCACACAGGAAAUGCAAUUUCCUUCUUUGAUGACAAGUACGACCAAAAUCUUGCCCCUGCUUUGAUCAAAAUUCUGACUCAAGCUGAGCAGAAUGUUCCUGAGUGGCUGUUAAGUUUGGGAGGUGGUGGAUUCAUGAGUGGAAGCUCUUUUGGCGGUGGAGGACACUCGGACAUCAGGUCCUGCUCUGCUGUACAAGCACCACAAGCACCUCCCCCUGCUGCAGCUGAAGAUGACGAGUGGUAAAUUGCUCCCACAUAUACCAACAAGAGGUCUAACUUGAUCAUAGCCAUAACAAUUUUCAUAUAAUUACUCAAGCAAUCAAUUGAAUUAUUGCUACCUGAAUCGCGUUCUAAAGCUGCGACGUAAUGAUUUAUUUUUUUGGAAAUUAACAAUUUAAGUGGUCUGUUCUCAAAUGUUAUUCAACAUUGUAUAAAUCUAAGUACAAUAAGUACGGAAGACAAAUAAAAUUUGGACAGCAUCAAAA